This is a messenger RNA of Acanthopagrus latus (yellowfin seabream), 3498 nucleotides long. It is a transcript of the gene prmt9, whose product is annotated as protein arginine methyltransferase 9. Gene Ontology annotation, molecular function: protein binding; protein-arginine omega-N monomethyltransferase activity. The record is from RefSeq and is a predicted model, not a curated record. The transcript has 13 exons. NCBI's taxonomy places the organism in Eukaryota, Metazoa, Chordata, Actinopteri, Spariformes, Sparidae. Gene Ontology annotation, biological process: peptidyl-arginine methylation. The coding region runs from base 562 to 3105 and encodes 847 amino acids.
CGGAGGCAAAUCUAAGGCGGUAACAUUUACGCUUUCCGAAUUUGUCAGAAUAAAAUAAAAUAAAUACGACAAUCAGUAUUCACCACGUUUUCUACUACUUCAAAUACUUCAAAUACAAUAAACCUCAUUUCAACUGCUCCCCGCGGAACCCUUGUCCGGCGACGUAUUUCAUACCGGGCUGUUUAACGGGCGGACAUGUUUCUCUGCUCAGCGGCAUACAUCAGCGAUGCUGCACACCCGUUAGCAGCGAUGUGAUUUACAGAAAAAACGAGCACCUCGCAGUUAUAACGUCAGUUUAAACAAAUGUGGCCGCUUUUUGACAUGUACCUAACUUGUCGUAGCGACUGUCAGAGCAGCCUUCAUGUUUUUAGCUAACGCUGGCUGCUGCUAAAGGAAUGGGUCGCUCGCAAGGAUGCUAACCACUUUAUACUGGACAUAACGUUAGCUGCGAUGUUUACGUUUUGUUUUGCGCUUUGGCAAAAUUAGCAACGCCACUGUGACUUAACAGCAGGGAUCUUUUCCGCCUCAGUCCACAGCCUGUGACCCAAAACAACACACAGGAUGCCCAAUGCCAGCGCACGGCCCAAGAAUGGCAGAAGGAGUCGAAGGCGACGCAGAGAGGACCCUGCCAGGAACGAGCUGGUCUCUAGUUCCCUCGAGAGCGCCCAGCAGUGCCUCUUCAACCAAGAUUAUGGAACUGCCUUUGUGCACUACCUCCUUGUCCUCAACCUUGCACCCAUGUUUAAGGACUUUGCCAAGGACUCCUUCAGGUUCACGCUUUUCAAGUGGACAGAGGAGCUGGACUCUGUGGGCCGCAUCCAGGACCUGUUUGACUGUUAUGAGCAAGCGCUGGAACUGUUUCCUGCCGAUGAGGUUAUCCUGAACAGCAUGGGUGAACACCUGUUCAGAAUGGGCUUCAGAGACGAGGCUGCGGGUCAUUUCCAUAAAGCCUUGAAGCUGAGACCGGACUAUCCUGAAGCCAGGGAGAACUUCUACCGUGUGGCCAACUGGCUGGUGGAGCGCUGGCAUUUCCUGAUGCUCAACGACCACGGCAGGAACCGGAAGUAUCAGCAAGCCAUUCAGAAGGCUGUGCAGAGCGGCUGCAACACUGUGCUUGACAUAGGUACUGGCACUGGGAUCCUUGGGAUGUGUGCUAAGAAGGCAGGAGCUGCUGAGGUGUACGCCUGUGAACUGUCAAAGACGAUGUAUGAGUUGGCCUGUGAGGUGCUGGCCGCCAACGGGAUGGAUGGUAGCAUCAAGAUCCUCCAUAAGAAAUCUCUGGAGAUGGAAGUGCCUAAGGACAUCCCACACAAGGUGUCCCUGGUAGUGACGGAGACGGUGGAUGCAGGAUUGUUUGGAGAGGGCAUCAUAGAGAGUCUCAUUCAUGCCUGGCACCACCUGCUGCUACCUCCUCAGAGAGGUGAGAAUGAGUUCCAGGAACAGUCCGCGACAGGACGAGUCAUUCCGGCUGGAGCCACGGUGUUCGGGAUGGCUGUUGAGAGCGCUGAGAUCCGGAGGCAUCACAGGCUUUGCGUGUCCGAGGUGGGCAGUCUGUCCAUGUCUGCAGCCGGAGAGCUCCACAGCCCAGUGAGCUGCAGCUCUGAACCCGAUGACUCCAUGGAGCCGUACACUACAGAGAGACUAAGCAGACUGCCAGGCGGAUAUAAAUCUCUCACUGAGCCGUUCACAGCCCUCGACAUAGAUUUCAACAACGUGCAGGAGCUGGAGGGGCUGAGCUCCAGGGAGGUUCGGAGGAUCCACCUGCCCAUCACUCAGGAGGGCGAGCUGGACGCUCUGGCCGUGUGGUUCCAGCUCCACCUGGACGAGGAGAGCAGUUUGUCUACUGGACCACAGGAGGACACCUGCUGGGAACAAGCCAUCUACCCUGUCCACAGCACCAAGGCUUUUCUCCUGAAGCCUCGAGACGAGCUGAUUGUUGAAGUCUCCUGCCGAGAUGCCUACUUGAGGCUCUGUAGUGUCGCUGUGCUGAGAGAUGGCCGUGAAAUCCGCCUAGACAAGCGUCUGGAUUCACAGCACUGUGAAAACCCUGUUUCCAAUCCAAACCCGGAGGCAGAACUGUGCAGUGCGCUAGCAAGCCUUAAGACUGACCAGAAUCAAAUGAAAGACUUCAGCAUGCUGGAAUGUUCAGAAAUGGCGCUCCUGAACAAUCAUGACUACCAUAAGAGUUUUUGCAGCGCGCUGGCCAAACUCAUCUCCCAGCUGAAGGUUAAAUGGCAAAACCAAGAGCGAACAUCAGGUGAUCAGUUAGACUGCAGUGACCUGUUCUAUGUCCUCGAUGUGUCAGAGGGCUUCUCUCUGCUCUCCCUCAUCGCCGCCAGCCGCGGUCAUGUAAAAGCGUACAGCUCUGUGGAAAAGAAGAAGCAACAGGAAGUCUUAAAAAGACUGGCUCGCUCUAAUAAUAUCCCAGAAGACCACCUGGAGUUCUGGCUCAACCAUGUGGAGGACGAGCAGGGGAUGCUGCAGAGGCCGUCCAGAGAGAAGCUGUGGAGCGCCAUCAUUUUGGACUGUGUAGAGACUUGUGGUCUCAUCAGACAGAAGCUGAUGGAGAAAGCUUCACUGGCCAGGUGUUUGCUGGAGGAAGGAGGAAGCAUCUUCCCAGCAAAGAUUGUGGUUCACGGUAUGCUGGUGGAAUCAGACACGUUGCUCCUGGAAAGUGCUGUCCAGGGUCAGGAGCCAACGCUGGGAUUCAAUAUCGCUCCCUUCAUCAACCAGUUCACUGUACCAGUCCACGUGUUUUUGGACUUUUCCACACUGGAGUGCAGGCAUCUCAGUGAGUCUGUGGAGCUCUUCGUUCUUGACCUAAUGAAUGCCACCGCAAACUACACUGACAGAGAAGUGAAGGUCCAAGCGACAUCUGCAGGCAGAAUAACUGCAAUUCCCUUCUGGUACCACAUCUAUCUGGACCAGGACAUCAGUGUCAGCACCUUCAGCCAGAACUCUCACUGGAAGCAGGCGGCUGUUGUGCUGCAGCAGCCCCUGGAGGUGCGAGCUGGUGACUGGGUCUGCCUCACCGUGAAGCUUCACAAGAGCACUAUCUCAAUGACAGCCCAUGUAGCGAACGCCCCCCGGCCAAUGGAGCAAUAAACUCCAACACUGUCGUUUAAUUUCUAUAUAUUUUAUGCCUCAAUCAAGCACAGUCAGUAAUUAAUUCCUUUACUGGUAUUGUUUAAAGAUUUACCUCCUAUAGUGUCAUUGUUCAUAAAUGGGAUACUAGUUUUAAAAUUUCCAAGUGUUUACACACGUUGGAUCUCUAUUUUGAGCUUUAGUUGAAUCCUUGUGAUGCAGAAAGAAAAACCUAUCAUUUAGAAACAGACUUUUUUGAACCUUUGUGUCACUUUUUUAUUUCAAACUGUGCUGUAAAAUAAUAGGACAUAUAAUCUGUACUUAUGUUUGUAAGUAUGUUAUAUGACUAUUAAAGUUUUCCCUUGUUUUUGUAAAGAUGUUUGUUGGUAUCAAUAAAAAACAUGUCAACAAUAA